AAGCAGGCCACUAGAGACCGACUGAGCGACGCCAUGGCAGAGAAGGAGCUAAGCGCGGUGGUACUCCGGCUUCGCCAUAGUCUCUCUUCUUGCUGCAAAUCAAUCGAAGGAGGAGAAGAGGAAACCUCAGGCCUUCUUGAGGAGCUUGCGAGCUUUCUGGAUUCCAUUUCCGAGGCUGCAACCUCAGAACCUGAAAACGAAGAAGCGAGGAAGAAUGCGGUUGAACUACUCCUUGAGAUUCAGAGUUUUCUCGUCUCUUCUUCCACGCCAAACCAGGCGGUGGUCGACGCACUCUCGUUUGAAUUGCCAAAAGCAGUUUCAAAGUUCGCAGGGGUUUCAGAUAGGUGUUUGGAGAUUGCUGAUUCCAUUAUCGAUUGGUUUGUUGGUAGAUGUAAUCCACGGGACAUGAUCUGCAUUCUAUCUGAGGCAUUGGAUUCCUUGAGUACUAGCAGUGACCCUGGUUAUGCUGCUCCUCUCCUGACUGGGCUCUCGAAAGUAUUUGUUUCCAUUAAGCGGCAUCAUUUUAAGCAGGCAAAGUUGGCAGUUCCUGUUGUAUUGAAUGUCCUGAAAGUGGUAUCUGUUGAGUUAGCUGAUAGAGAUGCAGAGCGUGUACUACUAUUCAACAUAGCUUUGGCAAUGGCAGAUUCUAUAUGCGUAGUUAGUACGAAACUGGAUCGUGGAGAAUCUGAGGAACUUCAGUCUCUGAUGGGUUUGUUCAUAUUGCAAAUUAUGGCUCUUGUGUCAGCCAGUAUACCAUCUGAACAAUCAGGCUGCACUCCUCUGGUGUCAGAGAUUUGUAAACUUCUUCCACGGUGUGGCUUGACAUAUCUUGGUUUGAUAACUGAAUCCGAUGUCGAUGCCAAGAUCUCUAUUGUCACCAAAGAUAAAGAAGAUGACAUAAUGACCUCCUUUCCUGACAUGAGGCUGGGUGCGUCUCUAUCAGUCAUUUGGGGGGAUAUCUCCAACGAGAUAGCUGAGCAAGCUGGAGAGAAUAUGUCUGCUUUGAAGGAUAAGCUUCAACAUAACCAAGUUCAGAGGUGGGAAGCAAUAGGCAUGUUAAAACACAUAUUUUCUUCAGUUAUUCUUCCCUGGGAUAUUAAAAGGCAUACCGUGGAAUUCUUGCUUGGUAUUACUAAUGGAAGUUUCACACCGAAUUGCCAUAAUGAUGAACCAAUAACAGACUGUUCAAUCUACAUGCCUUCGUUGUUUGCUACAGCACAGGCAAUUACCAAGGUUAUCAUGCAUUCGCCUGAUUCCACACUAAGGAAAAAUUCUUUUGAAGCUCUGAAAAGGGUACUUGCAGAUACUCCCAUCCCUGAAAGGAUUGAUAUCCUACAAGCGUUGAUAACAAAUUCAGAUUCGUCCUCCAUGAUGUGGGCAAUAAUGUUUGAUUCUCUGAGCGCAUGCUGCUAUUCCAUACAGACUGCAAUCCUUUUAGAUCUUGUUAGAGGUGAAUUACGCAAGGAAACUCUCCCAAAAAAAUCAACAAACAGAGGAGAUGAAGCUGGUAAUCAUGGAAGUCCGACAGAAUCAGCUUGGACAGAGAGAAUCCUGGAAUUGGUGGAGCUAGUUCUAAGGCCGCCGCAUGGUGGACAACCAUCCUUUCCAGAACAUGGCGAAGCGGUUCUAGCUGCUCUCAACCUAUAUAGAUUUGUGCUAAUGAAAGAAUCAGCAGGUAAAACGAACAAGACGGGAGUAUUGUUCAGGAAGAAUCUGCUGAGGGUGUGCAACGAAUGGCUCGUUCCUCUUCGGACUAUUGUGAGCAGCACGAUGGCAGACCCAGAGAACGAUCCAGAUGAAGUUGCUGGCAUGCUUAAUCCAAUUGAGUUAGUCCUGUACCACUGUAUUGAGCUUGUUGAACAGAAUUUAUCAGCAAACCCGGAUUCACCUUAGGCUGUUGAGAAUAGUGUUAGACUUUGUUUAUUUGCUAGCACUUCUUGGUCUCCUUGUUCUUCCUAAUCAUCAAGUUAGCUAGACAAUGUCAUCUUUACUGCGAAGAGAUAUGUGUUGCCAAGAUUUUGCACUUAUGACGGUCACCGCCAACAAGUCCAGAUUGUAUGUUUUGAUUCACAUAUCAAUACAGUAUGAAUUCACCUG
Molecule: messenger RNA, 2097 nt
Organism: Linum tenue
Lineage: Eukaryota; Viridiplantae; Streptophyta; Magnoliopsida; Malpighiales; Linaceae
Source: the annotation of a GenBank genome assembly